GAUUUCAUGGAUUCGGGAAACAGCGUUAUUGCUUUGGUGGCUGCUAACGUGCGCCCAGCGUUGUGUAUCGCCGUCACAUUUUCUGGAAUUUGUUCGUCGUUCGUUUUCUUCGAGGCGGGUUUGGGGGAGAAAUCUGCCUGCUGGAUUUGCGUCAGACUCCGAGUUGUGUUCUUAAUUACUAGUAUAAACAAUUCUUCCGGAAAAUCGAUCGAGUGGAGCGUGGAAAAACUCUUUUUCUCUUCGGUGGCAGAAGAAAUUUAUACUGACGAGAAGCUGAUAUGGUUCCCUGUUGUCUCUGCCUCCGGAGGAACUCCGGUUUCGGUCAAAUCACUCCGAUUCGAUUCUAUGGACCAUUGUUUGGUUUUGAUCUGAGUAUUUGAUUAGGGUUUCGAUUUUCGUUCAUUGGUUUUUAAUAUCUGGUUUUCAUUGGUGGUGAUCAGAUGUCUGCUCUAGCGUUUCGCAUAAUACGGACGAUGAGUAUGCCAAAUUCAUCAGAAGAAUGAAUCCACCCAGGGUUGUGAUCGAUAACGAGGUCUGCAAGGAUGCUACUGUUGUUAAGGUGGAUAGCGUGAAUCGGCCCGGAAUACUUCUCGAAGUUGUUCAAGUCCUAACCGAUCUCAAUCUCAGUAUCAGAAAAGCUUAUGUAUCUUCGGAUGGUGGCUGGUUUAUGGAUGUUUUUAACGUUACCGAUCAAGAUGGGAACAAGGUCACCGAUGAACUGGUUCUUGAUUAUAUUCGCAAAGCUCUUGGGCCUGAGUCUUGCUUUAUGUCAUCUAUGAAAUCAGUCGGGGUCAAGCAAUCAUCAGAUUUCACGGUCAUCGAGUUAACAGGAAGUGAUCGGCCUGGUUUGCUUUCUGAGUUAAGUGCUGUCCUAAGAGAUCUCCAGUGCAACGUGGUGAAUGCUGAAAUAUGGACACACAACACGAGAGCAGCAGCUGUUGUACAGAUCACCGAUGAAGAAACGGGUUGUGCAAUUACUGACCCAGAAAGACUGUCCAAAAUCAAGAAGCUUCUCGGUAAUGUGCUUAUGGGAAGCAACGGUAGAAUCCAUGAAGCGAAAACCAUGGUUCCUUCUUCCGAGGUCACUCACACCGAUCGGAGGCUUCAUCAGAUGAUGUUUGCUGGUAGAGAUUAUGAACAGCGGGCCAAUGGUGAUGAUGCUGUGGAUAAGGUUGGUAGACUUAGGCCGGAUGUGGAUGUAGAUGUAGUGAAUUGGCAUGAUAGAGAUUACUCUAUUGUCACUAUCAGAAGUAAAGAUAGGCCAAAGCUUCUCUUCGAUACGGUUUUUACGUUAACAGAUAUGAAGUAUAUGGUUUUCCAUGCAAAGAUUGACGCUGAAGGUCCUGAAGCUCAUCAGGAGUAUUACCUAAGACAUACAGAUGGAUCUCCCGUAAAAUCUGAGGCCGAAAGACAGCGUGUGAUAAGAUGCCUCAGAGCAGCUAUCCAAAGAAGGGUAUCUGAGGGUUUGAAGCUUGAGCUAUGCACCACAGAUAGAGUUGGAUUACUGUCAAAUGUAACCCGAAUCUUCCGGGAGAACAGCCUUACCGUCACAAGGGCCGAAGUGAAAACUAAAGAAGGAAAAGCUCUCAACACAUUCUAUGUGAGCGAUGUUUCGGGGUACCAAGUCAAUGCCAAGACCAUAGAUGCAAUCAGACAAGUCAUUGGGCAAACGAUACUCAAAGUGAAAGGCAAGACAGGGGGUCUAAAACCGGCAUCUCCAGAAUCUCCGACGAGAUUUCUAUUCGGAGGCCUCUUCAAGUCGAGAUCUUUUGUCAAUUUCGGGUCAAUCAGAUCCUAGUCUUGAAGAUGGGCAAGGGUUUUCUCAGGAGAAAGUUUCAGACUUUGUACAUAGAUUGUGGUUACUGGUAGGAGAAAGAAGUAAAACGAUAGCAAAAAUAGUGAAAGUUCUUCAGGUUUCAGGGAUUUUCAUGUGAUGAAUGUUGGAAAUAUGGUCAAAAUUUCAUCUGUACAUAAAUCGUAUGUUUCAUGUUUUGAAUGGUCGUUCAAAAUCCACCA
Tarenaya hassleriana is the source of this 2016-nucleotide messenger RNA. RefSeq names its product ACT domain-containing protein ACR5-like. The record is from RefSeq and is a predicted model, not a curated record. Bases 500 to 1798 code for a protein of 432 amino acids. NCBI's taxonomy places the organism in Eukaryota, Viridiplantae, Streptophyta, Magnoliopsida, Brassicales, Cleomaceae. The transcript has 9 exons.